This is a messenger RNA of Batrachochytrium dendrobatidis JAM81, 3318 nucleotides long. RefSeq lists its product as uncharacterized. The transcript has 9 exons. Lineage: Eukaryota; Fungi; Chytridiomycota; Chytridiomycetes; Rhizophydiales. Gene Ontology annotation, molecular function: nucleoside diphosphate kinase activity. The record is from RefSeq and is a predicted model, not a curated record. Gene Ontology annotation, biological process: UTP biosynthetic process; CTP biosynthetic process; GTP biosynthetic process. The coding region runs from base 12 to 3293 and encodes 1093 amino acids.
GAUAAAUCACGAUGAGCGCUCACACUAAACGUACAGAAUUAGCUCUGCCAGCAUGUAUUGCAUCUGAUGAGGAAUGGACUCAUCAUCUUUCAAAACAGGGUCUAAGAGUCUUUGAUGUAUAUGCCAAAUGGGCUGGUUCCUGUGAACCAAUGCAAAACAUCUUCAAACGGCUCAAAGUAGAGCAUGGUGAAGAUGUGUGUUUUGUUCAGGCUCAGUCAGAUCAUAUUGAAGCCUUGAAAAAUCUCCGUGGCAAAUCAUGCCCUACAUUCCUGUUUUUCUUUGAUGGAACUCUUGUAAAGAUGGUAAAAGGCGCGAAUGCCCCAUUGAUUGAAAAAACAAUCAAGGAGCAACUGGAUAUGGAAAAGGCAGGACACCCGCAUCAUCAUAUUGUUUUUGAUGACAUGGGUGCACAAAUCUUGGCUGGUCCAUUACAAGAUGGUGCGACCUGCAAUGCAGCGGAAAAUCAUGAUAGUACGGCUGCUGCUACUGAUAUAAAUCAGGAACAUCAUCCUAAUGUGAAAACAACUUUACGCCAACACGAAACUGGUAGUGGUGAAUUAUCGGCCACGUCCAACACAUCAGAUUCGCCUGGUUUGGAGGAAACACUUGCAUUGAUCAAGCCAGACGCCAUGUCUCCUGGUGUGCUGGACCAGAUUAUAGAUAUUAUUCGACUCAAUCGAUUUGAAAUUGUAAACAGAAAAAAGGUUUGGAUGACCGAGGCCAAUGUUAGAGAAUUUUAUGCUUCUCAUGUGGAAAAAUCAUUUUUUCCAUCGCUGGUUUCAUAUCUAUCCAGUGCACCAACUCUUGCACUUAUCUUGAAAAAAGAAAACGCUGUUUCUGCUUGGAGAGAGCUUAUGGGCCCAGCAUCGGCAAUUCGUGCCAAAGAAGAAGCACCUAGAUCUAUUCGAGCCAAGUUUGGAACCGAUUCGCGCCUCAAUGCAGUAUUUGGUUCCGACUCUGUUGAAACGGCCAAACAUGAAAUUGAUUUGUUAUUUGGACCCAACGCAGCAUUAACUACAAUGUCUUUUGAUGAGGCUGCUAUUUCAGGAGCACCAGCCAACCCUCAAAAAACUCUACUUUUUAUCAAACCUGAUGCCAUGUCUACUAGCACUGUCGAUGGAAUCAUUGAACGCAUAAUUUGCUGUGGAUUCCAAGUUUUGAAGCGCGAGGAAGUCACAUUAACAGUAGAUAUGGCUAAUGAGAUCUUUUAUUACUUGAAAGAGCGUACAUUCUUUGAUGAUUAUAUUGCUCAUAUGACUAGUGAUUCUGUGAUUGCGCUGGUACUCAAGGGCGAUGGUGUGAUUGAUGGCAUGCAGCAAAUCAUUGGUCCAGAUGAUCCCAUAGAAGCAAAAGAAAGAUUUCCAAUGAGUAUUCGUGCUCUUUAUGGUACUGAUGUGGUUAAAAAUGCUGUGUAUAGUUCUGUAACGCCAGAAGAAGCGCUUCAUGAUAUCCAUCUCAUUUUCCCACACGUACUGAAGCGUACUGGUUCAAGUAUUUUUUCAUCUCGCCCUGGAACUGCAUUUGCAUCACAGUCUGCAAGUAGAACUCAAUCACAAGCUCAACUUCAUGCUCGUCUUGAAAGAACACUGGCACUUAUCAAGCCCGAUGUGUACCCACUACAUAAAGAUGCGAUUUUGGCCCGUAUGAAAUCUGAAGGGUUUACUAUUAUUUGCGAAUCAGAGAUGCGCUUUACGAUUGAAAAGGCACAAGAUUUUUACAAAGAGCAUGAAGGAAAAUCAUUCUAUGUCGAGCUUACCAUGUGGAUGAGUAGUGCUCCUAUUUUUGCUGUUGUACUGGAAAAAUCCAACGGCAUCGGGUUGUGGCGAGAAUUGGCUGGGCCCACCAACUCAAUCAAAGCCAAAGAAAUAUCACCCAAUUCAAUACGUGCUUUGUUUGGUAAAGAUGGAUCUCAUAAUGCUGUGCAUGGAUCAGAUUCUCCUGCAUCUGCCGAGCGUGAAAUCGGUAUUGUGUUUGGUGAAACUGUCAGUCCAUAUCCCGACCCGCUUGAAAACACUCUGGCACUCAUUAAGCCUGAUGUAUAUCCUGCUAAGCGCGACGAUAUUAUGAACAAAAUCCAUGAAAGUGGAUUUGAUGUCAUCAAAGAAUCUGAAGUGCAUUUCACAAUUGAAAAAGCACGCGAAUUUUAUAUUGAGCAUGAUGGAAGGCCAUUUUACGAAACUCUAGUGAACUGGAUGAGUAGCUCUCCAAUUUAUGCCAUUGUACUUUCUGGAAGUGGAGCGAUCAAGAAAUGGCGAACUCUUGCCGGCCCAACCAAUUCUGAAAAGGCAAGAGAAAGCGACCCAACCAGCAUUCGUGCAUUGUAUGGCAAAGAUGGGUCAGAGAAUGCUGUGCAUGGUUCCGAUUCACCUGCUAGUGCAUAUAGAGAGAUUCAGCUUGUCUUUGGUGAGGAAUUUGCAAAGUCGAUCGAAUUAAAUCCACAGCCUAGUCAUACUGCAGGGGCUUUCCAUUUACAAAAAACGGGUUCCAAGAAAGAUUUAAAAGAAAGCAAUACGGCCAAAUCGAUCGUUUCAUCUACUCAUAACAUCGCUGAGCCACUUUCUCAUGAAUCUGCUCAAGUUGAGUUGAAACACAAUGAAGAGUUGGCAGACAAUGAGUCCAAGCAACACGACACAUCAAUACAUCACGAAAAAGGUCAGCCAAAUGAGCAGUCAGAAAAUCACGAGUCUCAUAAAGAUCAUGAAGCUGCUGAAAAGGUGUCGAGUCAAUCCGAAUUGCAAAGUGUUUCAGAAGCAGAAGUGCAAAAAAUACAAGAGCAUAGUAAAAUGGCUGAUCAAUCUUCCAAUAUUGCUCAGCCACCACUCCAACCGCAUCCACCAACCGAAGCACCUUUAUCUACAGGCGGAUCGCGACCCAAUCUCGAUUCAGCUCGACACGCUUCAAAAUCCAACUUGGGUCACCAGCCCUCAAUGCCAUCCAUUACAGCUGAAAACAAAUCCAGUUUGGCAAAAGAUAGUCCUAAAUUUGGUAGUGUGAAAAGUGUGUCCAAUCUUGGUUCCAAAUCUACUGGAAGCAAAGCCAAUGUUUCUGGUAGAAAAGCAAGUAUUACUGGUAGUCAUCCCGGUAGCGCAAGUAGUAAUGUCAGUGUAUCAGCCAGUAAGACUAAGCUAAAUGGUAGCAAGUCAAAAAUUGGUAAAAGUACUUCCAGUGAAUUAAACAAAUCUACCAAAGCAAGCCUUGUUGCUAAAUCUCAUAAUACAAUUGAACCCUCACCUCCUAAAUCCAAGCCUGGAUCACAAGCCAAUUUACAUACUACUGAGAGUUCUGCGCCUUGAAUAAACUAUUUCAUUAUUUGAGAUC